AUGUACUCCCAGGCACGGAAUUGUGCCCCUAUCGCGUCGGUGGCCACGGGAAUGGCCUCGAAACGCGGUGCUCCCUCCGCCAUAGGAAGGCGAGGCCUGGCGAGGCUCAAUGGGUGGGCUACGACCCCUAAUUCCUCGUCCAGACAGAUUCGCUCGCUCUCAGGGAGAUGUCUAGGGAUCAAUACGGUUUCCAGAGUACCUGGACUAUCAGCCACCACAAGAUUGGCAUCCGCUGUGCCAGCUACUGUUCCAAUGCAGUAUUUUGCGUGCUCUCAGAUCAGAAGCUUCAGUAAAGCAGACCAUACCCAGGUUUCAGGGGAUAACCAAAAGACCGAGGAACUAUUGGAAAAAUAUGAAGUUCAAGAAGGCAACCAAGAGGCUCGUCCUCAACAUACAUUACUCCACGAAGAACCAAAGGAAAAGAAAUCCCUAUUAGAAGGAGACAAAUGGCCGGAGCGGAUGACAAAAGGAAAAAUGUUGACGACGCCUUCGCGCCUCUUCAAAUUGAUCGUCCCGCUGACAACAAUCGGCAACGAGGGUCGCGACAAAGGCAAGUGGAUUGCGACUCAAACCAAUACACAACUAACAACAUCACCAGAAAUUGAACCCAUAGCUAUUCUCGUCCACCCCCAACAACCACUUUCAUAUCUAGAGCGGUUGAUUCAGUCCGAGGUGCCUCCGAUCAUUGGCCAAACUGACAAGCUUCGGCCACCUGCUGUGUCCUUCAUUGCCCUGCAGCACGAAGAUAAUGCUAUCAAACCCAAAAAGAAAGUGGAAGAUGACAUCGACGUGGAUGCUCACCAGAACAAUAAAAACCAAGAUUACGUCCCGGGCAACGAUGGUGUUGGCGGCAGUAGGCCAAAAGGCAGCCGUCCAAUCCAGCGUCGACGCUCGCGCGAGGAAGAUGCUGAGACAAUAAGCUAUCCCCGAGUACCCAGUUCCGAGGACAUUCCUGACGGCGAACCUGAACGCUUCGUCCGCUGGUCCCAAGCCACCGAGGUUGGGGACUUUAUUCGUGACGCCUCGCGAGCAGGCGAGUUCAUUGUCACCAUUGAAGGCGCACCGGAAGGUUUAGGCCAAAUCCGCGUCGCAGUACCCUCUUUCAACGAGCGCACCUACUAUCUGCGCAUGCGGCUUCGCAAGCUCGCUCGCCGAAUCCAAACCAUGGCGAAUGUUAAGGAACAAUGUGAUGCACUUGCACACCGUGGUGCUCAGCGCGUUGCAAUGGGUGGGUUUGGUAUUCUGGCUGUUUGGUGGCUCACGGUCUACCGACUGACCUUUGAGACUUCCCUUGGAUGGGAUACCAUGGAGCCCGUAACUUAUCUCGUCAGUUUGUCAACACUGAUGGGAGGUUACUUGUGGUUUUUGUAUCACAACCGGGAGAUUUCUUACAAAUCUGCGCUUGAUUUCACUAUCAGUGCCAGGCAGAAGAAGCUGUACAAUCUGCACAAGAUUGAUUUGCAGCUUUGGGAGUCUCUCAUUGACGAAGGUAAAUCGCUUCGCCUGGAGAUCAAAAACAUUGCCGCCGAGUAUGAUGCCGAAUGGGACGAGAGAGCCGAUGAACAUGAUCAGCGUGUCACAGAGGUUCUCAAGUCGGAUCGCCGAGAAGAUAAGGAGAAGAAGGAUUCCGGUGAUCAGGACAACAAGUCUGAUUAG
Messenger RNA from Penicillium salamii, 1656 nucleotides. Lineage: Eukaryota; Fungi; Ascomycota; Eurotiomycetes; Eurotiales; Aspergillaceae. The record is from the annotation of a GenBank genome assembly.